Medicago truncatula (barrel medic) is the source of this 745-nucleotide messenger RNA. RefSeq lists its product as uncharacterized. Lineage: Eukaryota; Viridiplantae; Streptophyta; Magnoliopsida; Fabales; Fabaceae. The record is from RefSeq and is a predicted model, not a curated record. Gene Ontology annotation, biological process: negative regulation of cell population proliferation. The coding region runs from base 218 to 412 and encodes 64 amino acids. The transcript has a single exon.
GGCAAACCUAGGCCCAUUCUAUUUUCAUACGUUUCUGACAACUGGUGAUUUUUCAAUAGUAACAGUCCAUACUUGAUCUAGAAGUGUACUACCAUAGAUAAAAUUUUCUUCUUUGCUUCUAUAUAUAUAUAAAUACCUAUAGUGGAACCUGAAGCUACCAUGCUUCUUCCACUUUCUACCACUAGAUUCACUGCUAUAUGCCAGAAGAAUAUCAUUCAUGGCAGUAAAGGAAAUUAGCAGCACAAGGAACCAAAAUAGUACUCAUCAGCAUCAAGAACAAGAAGGGUGUGAUCCGUGCAAGUCUUUUGGCCAAAAGUGUAGUCACUUGGUCAAGAAACAGCGUGCAAAAUUCUACAUUCUUCGCCGUUGCAUCGCCAUGCUUUUGUGUCAUCAUGAGCGUUCUGAGCAUUGAGAAGCAAACCAAGGUAGAUGCAAGAAGUUAAGAUUAAGACUAAUUAAUUUAAGAGCUAGGAGAUUAAUGUUGCAUUAUUAUCUUUUUAUUUAUUUUAUUUUGUAUUAUUAUUAUUAUAAGGUUGUAACAUAAUGAGGGUAUUAUGUCAUACUGGAAAUUGUUGGUUUAUAAUUUUUGUUAUAGGAUUUGCAUUUAUGUGUAAAUUACAUGCAGCUGCUAACAUGUGAAAGAGAUUAGAUCUGUUUCAAUUUUCACAACUAUUGAGUAGAUCUUCUUUUUCAGAUGCUAUAAGUAUGUCUUUGAAACUCACACUAAUGUCAUUUUCUUUUAUUA